GUGAAAUGUCAACAAAAGUGCCAAGCGUUAAACUGAAAAUUGACCCUCAGGAUCUGCACAUCCAGACGUUUACAGUGGAAAAAUUACUGGAACCAUUGAUAAUUCAGGUUACAACACUAGUGAACUGUCCCCAGAAUCCUUCCAGUAAGAAAAAGGGACGUUCCAAAAGGGCUCGUGUCUUGUUAGCUUCUGUGGAAGAAGCCACUUGGAAUCUGUUGGACAAAGGGGAAAAAAUUGCCAAGGAAGCAAUCGUCUUUAAAGAGGAACUUCAUGCAGCACUGGCUGAUGUCCAAAAAGAGAGUCAAGCCUUGAAGGUAUCAGCAGAGGCAUUUACCAGUGAUCCCUGCUAUCUUCCUAAGAGGCAGGCUGUUGUCCAGGCAGCACGAUCUCUUCUUACAGCUGUCACACGGCUUCUUAUUCUGGCAGAUAUGGUUGAUGUGGCAUACUUACUGGAACAUCUGACUGUGUUUCGAAGAACCUUUGAAAUGCUAAGAAAUGUGUCCAGUAAGUCUGAACUACAGAAAACCUACCAGAAGUUUCGGAAAGAUCUGGAAAAUCUUGAUUACUUGGCAUUCAAACGUCAACAGGAUUUGAAAUCUAGCAAUCAGCGAGAUGAAAUUGCUGCCGCACGUGCAUCCCUGAAAGAAAAUUCUUCUCUUCUACAUUCAAUAUGUUCAGCUUGUUUGGAACAUUCAGAUGUUGCAUCCCUUACAGCCAGCAAGGAUUCAAUUUGCAGUGAAAUACAGAAUGCUCUCAAUGUAAUUUCUAAUGCUUCCCAAGGAGUUGGAAAUAAAACGGGACAACCUUCAUCUCACAAAGCCACUCUGGGAAGUGCGCUUGAUGAGCUUGAGCAUUUAAUUAUCCAGGAUCCUCUUGUAGUGAGUGAAGAGAAAAUACGGCCAUCACUAGAGAAACGUUUGGAAGCUAUUAUCAGUGGAGCAGCUUUGCUAGCUGAUUCCUCCUGCACGCGUGAUUUCCAUCGAGAACGCAUCAUUGCUGAGUGCAAUGCUAUCCGUCAAGCUCUCCAAGACCUGCUGUCUGAAUACAUAAACAAUACUGACAAGAAAGAAAAAAAUAAUGCUUUGAAUGUUGCAAUAGAUAGUAUGUGCAAGAAGACAAGAGACCUUCGCAGACAGCUUCGUAAAGCCAUUAUAGAUCACAUCUCAGACUCCUUCUUAGAUACCACCGUUCCACUUCUAGUUCUCAUUGAAGCUGCUAAAAAUGGAAGAGAAAAGGAAAUAAAAGAAUAUGCUGCUAUAUUUCGAGAACAUACCAGCAGACUUGUGGAGGUUGCUAAUCUUGCCUGUUCAUUGUCAACAAAUGAAGAUGGAAUGAAAAUCGUGCAAAUGGCAGCUAAUCACAUCGAGACUUUGUGCCCACAGGUUAUUAAUGCUGCUUUAGCUCUUUCUGCCAGACCAAAAAGUCAAGUUGUGAAAAACAACAUGGAGAUGUAUAGGAGUACAUGGGAGAAUCACAUCCAUGUUCUUACUGAAGCUGUGGAUGAUAUAACAAGUAUUGAUGAUUUUCUGGCUGUAUCAGAAAGCCAUAUUCUUGAGGAUGUAAACAAGUGUAUCAUCGCACUGAGAGAGCAAAAUGCUGACAAUUUAGAUCGUGCAGCAGGUGCGAUCCGAGGGCGUGCUUCAAGAGUAGCUCAUAUUGUUUCGGGUGAGAUGGACAAUUAUGAGCCAGGGGCUUACACUGAAGGAGUGAUGAAGAAUGUUCAGUAUUUAACCAAGAAUGUGAUUCCAGAGUUCAUUAGUCAAGUAAAUAUUGCAUUGGAGAGCUUAAGCAAGAACACAGUACAUCUGUUUGAUGAUAACCAGUUUGUGGAUGUUUCUAAGAAGGUGUAUGAUACAAUUCACAACAUCAGAUGCUCAGUCAUGAUGAUUCGGACACCCGAGGAGCUAGAAGAUGUAUCUGACCUUGAAGAAGACCAUGAGGCACGUAGUCGCACAAGUGUUCAGACGGAAGGGAAGACUGACAGGGCUAAGAUGACUCAACUGCCAGAGGCUGAAAAGGAAAAGAUAGCUGAGCAAGUGGCUGACUUCAAAAAAGUCAAGAGUAAGCUUGAUGCAGAGAUUGAAAUAUGGGAUGAUACCAGCAAUGACAUCAUUGUUUUGGCCAAGAGGAUGUGUGUGAUUAUGAUGGAGAUGACUGACUUCACAAGGGGUAGAGGACCAUUGAAGAACACAUCUGAUGUAAUUAAUGCAGCAAAAAUGAUUUCAGAGUCAGGAUCAAGGAUGGAUGUCUUAGCACGGCUGAUUGCCAAUCAGUGUCCAGACCAAUCAUGUAAACAGGACUUGUUGGCUUACCUGGAACAGAUCAAGCUAUACUCCCAUCAGCUCAAAAUCUGCAGUCAAGUUAAAGCAGAAAUCCAGAAUCUAGGUGGAGAGCUCAUCAUGUCUGCUUUGGAUAGCGUCACUUCACUAAUUCAGGCUGCCAAGAAUUUAAUGAAUGCUGUGGUGCAGACAGUGAAGAUGUCCUAUAUUGCAUCCACAAAGAUCAUCAAGAUUCAGAGUCCUACUGGCCCACGACAUCCUGUUGUGAUGUGGAGAAUGAAAGCUCCAGAGAAGAAGCCCUUAAUUAAAAGAGAGAAGCCAGAAGAAAUCUAUGCAGCUGUCAGAAAAGGUUCUGCAAAGAAGAGAAUCCAUCCUGUUCAAGUCAUGAGUGAAUUUAGAGGCAGAGAAGUAGUCUAAUAUUCUGCCACUUUGUGUCUCUAUCUUGAAAUUCUUCCCCCUACUUAUUUAAUAAUAAUGUAUGUUAAGUGUUUUGCUUUCCCCUAAAUCUUUAACACUUGCUUAAAUUACUUUGAAAACAAUGUUGGAUUAAUUAACAGCACACAGUUGAAAAAAUACUCAUUGUCUUGCAGUGUCAAACUAUCAUGUCUUUAUACUGCAUGGUUUCAGCAGAGCACUUCGGGUGAUACAUGAUGGGACUGUGCUACAGUAGUUGAAAAGCAGGAUGCAACGUGCCAAACUCUGCCCCAAGUCCUGCAUCUGCUAGGGACAGGCAUUCCUUCACUGGGGAUGAAUGAGGCCAAUAUUAAACUUCAUUGUAGUUUAUGACAUACAAUAUUUUUGAACGCUGUUUACUGGGAAUGUCCUUUAUCAAGAUCAUUACACUGUGAUCAAAACAGCUGGACUGCUUUAUGCUAACUGAGAAUUUUGGCCUUUACUUUUUAUCCUGUUUGAAAGGUCCAAAGAUCAACCACCUCUAAGCCCCAGCUUUAUAUAAAAAUAGAGGAAAUGUAAACUUCAAAAUGUUUGAAGAAACAAGUAUUAUAACAACAUGGACAUGAUAACGUAAUGAAAAAGCACUAACUGCAGCAUAGCAAUAAUAGCUCUUUACAACGGCCUUUGAAACGUUACCAUUAUUCAGUGUUGUUUCCUACUGUAUUCUGUGACCUCUAAUUCAUCUGGCUGAUUGAUUAUUGCAGUAACAACAGAAACUUUUCUAAUCACAGCACAAAAGAACAAGUAUGAAAUGCAUCAUUAUUCCAAGACUACUGUGGAAGUAACACAGACACAUCUUGAAUCUGAAGAAUGGUGAGAUUUUUGCAAGGUAACUAGCCAACUUGAUGGCUUUGCUUAUGGAAGUAUAGUCCCAAACGUAGGACUGUGCUGUCUAGCAACUUGCUAAAUUACUGCAUUAUAUUUCAACAUACGUAAUGAAGAUAAGUGAUACUACUCUGAUUAUCACCAUUCUGUAAGAUUCUUAUGGAAAGAUUUUUUUUCUAAAUCUGUUUAAAUACUAAAUCUGCUUGGACUGACUUUUUAAAGCAAAAGUCUUCCCUGCCCAAUCACUAGGUUUUCCCAGACCUCACCUAACUAAAUGUCUUUCCUUAGCAAGUAGAUUUUUAUUUUUUUUUUGCUCAGGUAUAAGGGCCCACUCAAAUUGCAGAACUUCAUGAUGCAUCAUUGACUACGAUUAGGAGGAGGUUCCAAAGUAUGGGCUGCUCUGUCAUAUACUACCAUGUUUGCACAACAGUGCCCCUAAACAGCACCACAUAGGCAGCAGAAAUAACCUUGAACUGUUUGUUUUUUUUCCCCUCUUGUGGCUACUCUGUAAGAGCCUGUGCACAGGAUCAAGACAGUGGAGCAAUAUAAAUUUCUAGGCUGUUGGUUAAGAAGCUCCACAAAACCUAUAGUGAUCAUGCAUUAAAGAUUUUACAGAUCAGUAUUCCACUGUCCCCGACUUUACUAUCUGUCAAAUGAAACAAAAUGAAGAAGCUGGGGGUGGGGGGGGAGAGAAAUGGCACUUUUCCAAUACAAAUCCCCUCCAAUAUUUUCACAAGAUCUUAGCAACAUAUGCAGGUACUUGCUAAUCCUUUUAGGACUACACAGUGGGAAGCAACUAACAGUCAAGUAGAGCAAGUAGAUACAAUAUAGAGCUGGUCAUAUGAUAUACUUUCAGUAUGUCUGCUAGCACGCUAAGCAGAGCUGAGAAAGAUUUUUUUUUUGUGGUGCAUUGCUCAGGAGAGUAUAGAUUGUCACAUCUUAAAGCUAAAAUCUCCAAAUAAUAAUUCAGGUUCUGGCCCACCCUCUUUGAUUACAUAUUUCUCAAACAAUAUUUAAGUCCAAAAGGCAACAGGCAGAUUGGAAUAAUCUUGGGCUUGGGGGGCAUUACUCGUGAAAAAGAAAAAAAACACACCUCACAUCUCUGGGAUACACCUUUGGUAUCAGUUCACAUUGAUGUUAGAUGUUCGUAACUUAUGUUUUGUUUUCAUAUUAUUAAUUAAAAGAUUGUACACCACUUUCAGCAUUAUGGGUUUUGUUUGGAUGUGUUUCUGUUCUAGUCUCCAGCAGUAGCAAAACCCUGUUCAAAUGCCUGCCAGGCUUUCUUAUUCCUGUAAGUUCCAGCUUCUCUAGCAUACUAAGUGUGAUCUUACUAGCCUGGUUUACAUUAGAGCUCUUCUAGCACUCUCAUCACUAAGACACAGUUUAUUGCUUAAUAUAAUGUUCAUGACUACAAUACCAGUCACAGCUCUUUUUGCCUGGCCAUUCUCAAUAGCCAGUUUCAUCUCAGCAUCCAAUACUGUUCCUAUUACAUAGGGAUUUAUUAGGGGGGAAAAAAUAUGUAAAUGAACAAGGCAAUCAAAAGCCACAGUUGCUUUCUGAGAAGAGCUAAAAGAAUGAUGUGUUAACUGUAUCUAGACUUCUGCUUCUUGGCCAAAAUUCAAACCCAAGUGAAAACAGGACAAGGUGAAGUUUAUUCCUACCUAAGGAGACAGAGAGGUGAGAAACAAAUCCUGAAGUUCUAAAAAAUCUGUUGUAUUAGCUCAUUACCUCCCUCAGCAGAUCUGGAAAGUAGGCAACCUUCUCUGCCACUAUUAAUAAUGCUGAUGGACAAUGUGCUGCUCAGUAUGCUUUAUUCAGACACAGUUACUUACUUCAUUCUGUAGCUUGCACGUUCCUUUCUAGCCCUGGUUUUCAGAGAAUAUUUUUUCACUUUGCUGUUGUUUUGCCUUAGUGUUUGCAUGAUAACCAUAGUGUAGGAGCAUUGACCUUGCAAACUAGGUUCUUAGCUAGAGUAGAGUGUUACAGGGCUUUCUCAUUCCAGCAGCUCGCAUUGUUUCAUUAGCUUACCUCAUCCACUCCCCGUUACUACAUUAUGGUACAAAGCGUGACAGACAACUUAGGACAGUUUUAUUUAAAAGAAAAAAAAAAAGUCCAUAGACUAUGCAGUCUAUGGACUACAUAGAUUAUGUAGUUUGUAUUGUUUGUUCUUGAAGCACAUUAGUAAAAGAAAACAAAUUUAAACCGUUUCUGAGAACACUGAAGCUGUUGAUUUUUGAUUAUUAAAAGAAAACCCACAACCUGGUUGCAUCACACUGCUCUCACUGCUUAUGUUGUUUCCUGUAAUAUUUAGUGCUUUUCAUUUAUAAAAGGCAGUUCCUGUCACUGUAGAUUGCACUGAGCAUAGCUUCCAGUUUGUCCCAAUUCCUCUCUUAUUACCUGAACUUAGUGAGCCAUUCCUGGUAAGUAACGUAAGUCCUCUAAUACCUUGGAACUUAAGAGAACUCGGAAAAAUUAAAUGCGUGGCCCUCCACCUCUGCCCACCCCUGAAGCCUGCCUUUUUGCACAAUAAAUCUGCUUUGACAUAACUGAUUGACUGUGUUCGGAAGGGAAUGGUAUAGAAUAAGGUGGGAAACAGCUGGUAACCCACUCCUGGUUUGGCCCACUCAUGCCAUUAACUUGAUAACUAUAGAGACGCUUUACAGCUGUGUCUUCAGUGGAGAUGACUAGGCAGUGCGACAACACACAGGUCUGCCAUUCCAGAUGGUUAUAAAAGGUUUUUUAGUUCUUUUGAGGGCAUCUUGUGCUGUUUUCAGUGUGUUUACAGUUGAAGCAUUUAAGAAACAAUGUGUUUAUAAAUGAAGUUUAAAUGAGUUUUUAGAAGCAUUAUUUCUGAAGAAAAUAUUUGUAGGUUUUCACCAACAGUAGACAAUAAAAUUCUACGUGGUCAUACCUGU
Molecule: messenger RNA, 6472 nt
Organism: Anas platyrhynchos (mallard)
Lineage: Eukaryota; Metazoa; Chordata; Aves; Anseriformes; Anatidae
Source: RefSeq, a predicted model, not a curated record